UCCAAAAUGGCGAACCGCACGGUGUCUGAUGCGAAAACCGUCAAAGGAACUAAUCCACAGUAUCUUAUCGAGAAAAUAGUUCGUUCACGUAUUUAUGAGAAUAAAUAUUGGAAGGAGCAAUGUUUUGCGCUUUCAGCUGAAUUGUUGGUGGACAAGGCUAUGGAGUUGGAUCAUGUUGGUGGUACAUUUGGUGGGAAUAUUAAACCAACACCAUUUCUGUGUUUGGUGUUAAAAAUGCUACAAAUUCAGCCAGAAAAGGAAAUUGUUGUGGAGUUUAUCAAAAAUGAAGAUUACAAGUAUGUACGAGCACUAGGGGCCAUAUACAUGAGACUUGUAGGGACGUCACUUGAUUGCUACAAUUACCUGGAACCUUUGUACAAUGACUACAGAAAGAUCAGAAGGAAAAACAAGAUGGGCAAAAUGGAGCUUUCCCACAUGGAUGAGUUCAUUGAUGAAUUACUCAGAGAGGACAGGGCAUGUGAUGUUAUUCUGCCUCGCAUUCAGAAACGCCAAGUGUUGGAAAACACCAAUCAACUUGAACCAAGGCGUAGCCUUCUUGAUGAUGAUUUGGAAGAUGUUGAAUCAGAGUCAGAUGAGGAAGAAGAACGACAGUCUCCGCGUCGCCGAAGCAGAAGUCGGAGUCAUUCGCCAAGGCGUUCGCAUCGCGAUCACGACAGGAACCGAAAACGCAGCCGAUCACCUGCACAUCACAGACGAAGUCGAUCCAGAUCCCCUCGCCGUCGGCGCCGGAGUGCUUCACCUCAUAGAAGACGUGGACACAGAAGUCGUAGUCGAUCACCUCAUCGUCGCCAUUCAAGGUCACGCUCUCGCUCACGAUCGCCACAUCGUCGGCGUCACCGAUCCAAGUCUCGAUCAAAAUCACCGGAGAAGUCGUCAUCCAAGAAGUCAAAGAAAUCAGAGAAAUCCGACAAAUCGGACAAGAAAAAGGAUAAAGAUUAUGAGGGAGCAGGGAUGAGCAAAGAAGAGUUAGAAAUCAAAGAAGCAAACGAACUCAGAGCCAAGCUUGGACUCAAACCGCUCAAGCCUUGAAAGACUUUUAUUUGUGUACAUGUUAAAUUUAUCCACCAAAGGCUCCCUCGUCACUACGCCUAAGUACCCUGUAGACUCCAGGCCUCUGUGACCUCGUUUUCAUGCUAUUCUCACCAGGCCUCGCGCUACGCCCGCCAUUAUGAAAGUUGUGCAUGUCUGAUUUUCCUUUGCAUCUUUAUCUUGAUCGGUAGGAUUUUGUGCUUGUGUGAAUAGUUAGGUUUUCCUCCGCGGCAAACUGAUCGUCAGGUGGCCAACUAAAAAGAUGACUGAUGAGAGGCCUUUUCGACUAGAUUUAAAUGUAUAAUCACGGGAGAGAUGACAUUUAUUUUCCAAUCAGUUUCACCUAUAGAAAUAUUUGAUUUACACCAAGCAUGAGAAGUUGUCAGUGCCUGAUUCAAACUUAGACUUAGUCACAUGUUAUAAGUUUAAACGAUCCGGAAGCUUUUGAGAGAAGCGCCUGAUGGAAAGCGCCCCUUGAUGCGAUUCUACGCUGGACGUUGAGCCUUUAGAAUUCCCAUUUCCUAUCUGCCUUAGGACCACGCAUGGACUCAAUUGAAAGUCCAGUUGUUGGAAACCGCACGAUGCAUUAAUUAUUCUUAAUUUGACUGACAUUUAUAAGUGAUUUCGUUUAUCUCUACAUAACCAAACUAACAUGUAUGCAGCACGUGCUUUAUCCCCCCAUAUAUGGCACUGUUCCACGUGCUUACAACGGGACGUUCAAUGGUGUGUUGUUUUUUUUUUAAUAAAACGAGAGUUGUGAGUGGGAGUCAACCGAAGCGUUGUAAUAGAAUCGCUAAAUCAAGUGAAUAAACCGUGACUUAAUAAGGAAACGUGGUACAUUCUUUCACGUUUUCGACAUAGUCAGUCCUUUCUUCUUUUAAUGUGUAACUCUGACCUCGCAGCUAAAUCCAAAUUUUCAAGGUAAACAAUUGUGGAAUCAGCUAAGUCCUAACACAGUUUAUUUGAUUGUUUGCGUUCUGCUCUAACAACAAGUACCUUUUACUGCCUUUG
Molecule: messenger RNA, 2061 nt
Organism: Pocillopora verrucosa
Lineage: Eukaryota; Metazoa; Cnidaria; Anthozoa; Scleractinia; Pocilloporidae
Product: pre-mRNA-splicing factor 38A-like
Cellular component (GO): precatalytic spliceosome
Source: RefSeq, a predicted model, not a curated record